This is a messenger RNA of Babjeviella inositovora NRRL Y-12698, 310 nucleotides long. RefSeq lists its product as uncharacterized. Lineage: Eukaryota; Fungi; Ascomycota; Pichiomycetes; Serinales. The transcript has a single exon. Bases 78 to 251 code for a protein of 57 amino acids. The record is from RefSeq and is a predicted model, not a curated record.
AACAUAUCAUAUUUUUUGCAGCCCCCGCUCAUUUCUAGAGCUAAUCUCAUAGAUGCGGCUACUAUUAUCUACUAGAUAUGUCACCGUCCCGAUCUAGAUCACCGGCCUACUGUCCUUGUACACGGCGAAACUGGACUCCAAAAAGGUUACUCUGCGCACCUUUUGGAUAUGGCCCGGACAUUAACCAGACUUGCAUUAACCAGGAUACCGAGACAUGUCAGAAUGGUGCAAGCGAUAACGUUCUUGAUUAGUCUGCAAAGUUUGCGUAGCACGGAUUGAUCUUGCCUUGGACAGCCUGCAAAUUAUAUAG